Porites lobata is the source of this 7892-nucleotide messenger RNA. The record is from the annotation of a GenBank genome assembly. Lineage: Eukaryota; Metazoa; Cnidaria; Anthozoa; Scleractinia; Poritidae.
AAAGUCUACUGUGAGUUCAACACGUCUUGUCCAUCAAGACCCAAGCAACUAACCUGGUAAGGAGGGAGCAAUUGUUGUUUCUAGAAUGAAGGCUCUCGUCUUUUAUGGCGAAUUCUCGCCCGGUUGGCCGGGCCAUUCUUUUGAAUACAAACUAAGAGCCCUCGGAAUUUUUUUUUCUUCCGCCACCCAUCUAGCGAUGUGUCGCCACAACGUGGUGCUUAAACUGAUCUCCUGACCUGUACUCAGAGAGUAAUCUGUCGCCGACACGUGUUGCUGCAACUCGUCUCCUUGUGUGUUCCGAUCUUUACUUAUUUCAACUUACCUUACAGGUGUGCAAUGGGUGCUGUCAUAUGUUACUGGGACGAUUAUUUGGAUGUUGUUGGACCUACAAUGGACACUAUUAGAUAUCCUUUGAUUAACAAGAUCAUUCUUUAUCAUGAUCCGACUAGCUUUCCAACUAUUUACGGGGCAAGCUGUCUAACUGUUAGAGCAUGCUAGAAUUAAAAAUUGUUCUUGUUGUUGUUGUAAAUGUUGGCUUGGCCAAGUUGUUAAUUGUGCUGUCAUGCUGCAAUUAUAUAUUGAUCGUGUUACUAAAAACACCCUUGAUUUGAACUGACAAUUGUUACUAGUGUAGUUUAAUUUUUUCUGUUACUGCCGUAGAAUAUUGGAAAUUUUAAGAUAUGAGUAGUUUUUUUCUUUCAUUGAACACGCUAUUGCCAUAUAUUUAACAAUUACUCCACGAGUGCGCGUUGAAUAUGAGUGGAAUAAUUGUUUAUUAAAAACGCCCACAAAAUAUGGUGAAUUCUUCCCGACUUUAUUUGUAAGAACAACCGAUUUUCAAUUUUUGGUAUAUGGUUCAUAUACCAUGAUGGUUAAGCCAAUCUGAGGUCUUUAAUUGUAUUGUCCAAUGGUUCAGUUUUAAUAAAUAUGCAUAUGCUACGGAUAGCACACUUUCUUAACAUAUUUCACAUAUCAGAUGGACAGUGCUGUUCAUUUAGUUCAAGAGUUAGAUGGCGUAAGAAUCAUUGGUAACGAGACUCAUGAACUGCUUCAGCGAGUUCCAGGUUGGUAAAUAUGAUUACGUUGAUUGCGGGCGGUUUCUCCUCCUGGCAAAACCUCCCUAGCAACGAGGAGCAAGGUGAAACCGCUGUAUUAGCAGACUACAAGUGAAAGGUUUCAAAAUGCUCGCAGAUAUUCUGUCUUGUUCUCGAUUCAUAAAGCUAUCGAAAUAUAGCCUAAAAUAACAAUCCCUGUUGGUGGCCGGGAUGUCCUUGAGAUUUAUUUCUUCUCUACAGAUAUUUGAUGCUUUUCCAAAUUAAAACGUGUCGUUAUCUGUAGGUGCUUAAAGCGAAAUAAAAUCUCGAGACUGUUGACUUAAACCUUCAGCUCAGUGUGGUCUUGCUGUGGCUCGUGUAUGAUUUUUCAACUUACUCCCCGGAAGCAGAUUGGACUGACUCUACAUUCAGUAUUCCCCCCCCUCCAAAGAAAAUAGGUACCCUGUUGUCACGAACAAGCAAAAAGCCCUAAACUUUAUUCCAGUGACUUGUUCAAUCGGUUCACGGUCGAGUCGCCCGAAAUCAUGGUCAUGUCGCCCGAUAUCUUGAGUCAUGUCGCUUGAAGUAAACAUCUAUAUUUGCGUCUUUGUUUAACUUCACAUUUGCGUAGGUUACCGGACACAGUUGAGUCUACAUUGUUCGACUAAACUCCUUGCGAUAUACUUCAGAUAUUACUUUUCUUCAAGUCUAUACACUCGAUAAAAUUUUGGGCGACAUGACUUAGGAUUUCGGGCGACAUGACUCUGGUUUCGGGCGAUAUGACUUUCGGGCGACUUGACCGGUUACCGUUAAACCAGAACCACUUCUAAUCACGAAUGUGAAUAAUUAUGUCCGAUACUAGAGCAACUAUUUCUUUUCAUCUUUCAGCUGCUGUGGAACAAGUGUUUAAAAUCGGCUCAAUGGAACCAGGUGCGAUGCUGUUUGAUGCAUCAAAGGAAUUUGAGGUAAGCAAUGCUUCACUCUCUCUGGGAAAAAGUUGUCCCAGAUAAAAGGCUCAGCCGCCUACCCAAGCCAGUGGCGGAUCCAGGGGAGGGGUCAGGAUCCUGGGGUGGGACCGCACCCCCUUAUCUCAGGGGUCUGAAUAACAGGGCUCCCCCUUAUCUGCAGGUCUGGACCCUCCACUGCGAGCCACCCUGGGCAGCCUGUUGUUGGGUGACCUGUUUUCCUUGGUAAGGUCACCAUCCUAGCUGAGCCAACUUUUCUCCAUCUAAUAAAAAAUAAUCAACUUUAUUUAUAUAGCGCUAUUUCAGUCCAAAACCUCAAUAGCGCUUUACAGAAUUCGUAAGAAAGAACAAUAAUGAACAGUAAUGAAGAAAAACAUAGCAUGAUAAUAAAAAGAAUACCUGACGAACAACCUUAAAGUUUCAACUUAAAGAUUCUAAACUGCACCAAAAACUAAAUCCCUAAAAAUUAAACUGUCGUUAUGAUUCUUUCGUGUAUAUUCCUGUAAACAGAAAAAGAGCGCCCGAGCAGAGGACUACAUUCGGAUGAUCAAAGAACGUCUUCCUGAGGCUGUCCAGCAAUGUAUCCACGCCGCUGCCGGGGAACAUGAGCCUGCAAUACAAAGAGGACUGCUGAGGGUGAGUAUAGUUUCGGAAGUAGUCAUGGUAACCACAUGAUCCUUACGUUCAGUUGCUACGUUUCGAUUUUCACAGCAACCCGCCCCCAGGGGGUGGGGGAGUUGUUGACAAGUUUAAGUUUUCUUACACGGUGAUUGGUGCUCUGUUAACCGCCAGAUAAAUUUAGCAUUGUUUGAAAAAAUACAUUAUCUGUCUUCCUUGGCAAAAUCACCACCUCCUACUGAAAAAGUUUUAGUUAAUCUGCUGAAGUUCCUUCAAAUUCACUUUGGCAUAAAUCGUUGAACGUGAUGCCGUGAAAAGAAAAUCUGUACUCAGUAUAUCUGGGUAAUUUGAACUGAAAGCGAAAGAGCGCACAUAGUUCGUCCAUUAUGUUUCUAUUUGAGGAGUGUAGUAAGAGACAUAAAGUACUUCAUUAAUGCUUUCGACGAACGCGUCAGUCAGUGAUUUUUCAGUUAUACAGGAUGAAUUGAAAGUAUAGCAAAUCUCAGCGAGAGGUCAACAUUCGCCGAUAACACUGCUCUCUUACCAUCUACCAAGCGAGGUUUGCAACGUCGCUUGGUCAGAGAUUUGAGGGGGGAAAUAGUUCUCGUGUAACAUGUCAUGUGUCCUCGUAGUAACCAAUAAGAGCGCUCCGGCGGUCGAUGCCCAUAGUGUAACCGUUUUUUUACUGAUCUCCGCUGUAAUCUUUUCUUCUCUUUGCUAGGCUUCUUCCUUUGGUAAGAGUAUUUUAACUGAUAUGCCGCCACACGCGUUUGUUUCGAUGUGCCGGAAUCUUAGAGUGUUAAACGCCGUGCGGGACUACAUGGUUGGAAUUCCACUCACAUAUGGACAGUAUCCUUAUCCUUAUCAUUUUGCUUUUUUGUCCUCUGAGAGUACUCUUUGAUUAUUUUUCAAAAAUUAUCCAAUUUUGAUGCCUUGACGAUCGUCUUAGACGUGUACGACUCACGAAAAGAACUCAGGAGAAACUGUUCGCCGAUUGAGCACAAUAAUACAAAGCAUUUUUUGUGCCCAAUCAGGAGCCGGUAUCCGCUUGAAUUUUUGGAAAUAGUUCGGUGAGAGUCGGGUACCCAGGGGCUCUUUCGCCCGUACUUGAAAAAGUUCGUCCCAUCUUUUCUCCCGACCCGACUGACUUCCCCUGGGUCUCCGAGGAUGCCUCCCCCUCUACUCUCGUUUUUGCACCUGUUACGCAAACUGCCGCGCAGGCUAUUGUGAAACCUAUAUAUUCACUUUGACAUGACUGUGAUUUGACUGCAGUACUGUAAGGAUCAGGAUCGCCGUACACUUGUGGACCUGUUCUACCAGGAAGACCAGUUUAUGAACAGUGGUAAUGCCUUUGUGCAGGACAGCUAUAGCGAGAAGGGAUCAUAUAAAGUAGUUUGAAUGCUAUCAUGCUUAGGAGGGGAUCUGGUCGAAUGUUGUUUUAUAAUUUCAGUCCUGAGCAAAGGGGUGCUUACGCUUCACUCCGUUUCUUCAUGGCGUCAUAGAUUAUUUUUGUUUCCGUGACUGUAGGUGACUACAAAGCUCCCCUCAACCUCAUUGCCGGGACGUUUUCCGGUUAGAAAAUGGGAUAAACCCCUGUGAACGAAUGGUCGGCAGCAAUCUUGUUUAUCUUGAGCGUCAAGAAGAGCCAAGAAUACGUGUAGCAACUCUUAUUUGUAAUUUAACUCUCACAUUUCUCUGUUUAAACCCGAAACCUUUACCAAAAUUCGUUCUAAUCAUAACCAGUGAUAUCUACUACACAUGCGCUAAUUGUUGCCGUCCAUUUCUUCGUUGUAAAUAGUGGCCCUCAAUACAUACAGCGACCACGUGACCAGGGGAGACAUAAGACUACAAGUUAUCUGUUAUUUUUUUACAGGGAUCGUACAGCGAACAAAGCGCGCGCGCCUGAAAAUCGCAGCUCUGCAGUAAAGGCCGUCACGCGAAGGGUUGAUUGUUUAGUUGCGUAACGCCUUCCGGUCUCUCUCCCAAUCUACUCCGCAGAGCUUUUACUAGCCUUGUCUGGCGGAGCGGUUACUUUAAGUCGUAAACCAAAAGGAUCACAUCCUUGGAAAAGAGAUUGGCGCUCACCUUAUUAUUAAUUCGUUAUCUAUGAAAAGUUGCCGGCCAUAGAAUAGAAUCAUCGUUUUGAUAUCUCUUGUCAGUACACUUGACAUAAAAUCUGAUUUUCUUCUUAUUUAGACAAUAGAAUCCAAGAUGAACACAUUGUCCAAAGCACAGACGUCUUACCAGCAAGGAGGAUUUUAGUUCUACUCAAAGGUGUGUGCUCUCCACUUUGUUGAUUUGAUUUAAAAUACUUCAAACUCCUUCAAAGCUAGAGCCACUCAUUCCUUACUAUGUGGAGAAACAGAAGACGGACGUUAUGUCUUGUCUAGUAUUAAAGGAUACGGGAUAAACUUGCGACAUUCGAACCAAAAGCAUCCAGAAACUCUCCACUCCUCUCGCUGUGUUUGAUUAACAAAUACCUUGACUGUGCUCUGAACUGAUAUAAAUUACGCAGGAGGAAGCGCCGGGCUAGUGUACGAAAGGCCGAGUGUAGGGGGACGCACAAGACUUAGUCGAGAGUGUUUAUCCCUACUUCUUUAGUGCUUUGUAACAUAACAAAGCACAGUAAAGAUGUUUCUCUACUAGUUUUAUGAUAAAGAAUCCCUUAAAUUCGCCACACAUUACAUUCUAAUUUUCAAAACAAGCUUUUGGCAGAUGACGUGAAAGCUUAAGCUCCGUGUUUUUUACCUUGAUAAACACGCUUUGUCAUCCAAUCAGAGUGCGCGUUAAAAGAGUGUUUUCACAUGACUUUAUGGCGGCCAUAUUGGUGUCCCAAACCAAUUCUCUGGGAGUUGAACUCUUUUCUCUUUUGUAUGCAAACGCUAUCUUUUGUUCCAACAAAUUUGCAUGGAUGCUGGUCAGGUGAGUGAAAACACUCUAUAUCUGAACAAUAUUAUAAAUAUUAACAAAACAUUUCUUAUCAGUGAUGCAUUGUAUGCACGCACGAUUCAAUUUUCCAGGCAACAGAAGAACAAAUGAAACUCAUGGAAUAUCAAGUCAAACUAGAAGAGAAGUACAGAAAGACAUUUAUGGAUCUGUCCUUGAGUGAUACUAUCUACCAGGUGCGAUCAGUAACACACUCAACUGUGUUAGCCUUUAUUGUGGAUUGAGGCCGGUUAACUGACCACCUACCCCUCCCCUAAGUCAAAAUUAACCCCUACUUCUUAUUUAGUGACAAAUUGUAACUUAAGGGAGGGGUAGAUAGUCAGUUACUCAAAAAUCUCAAGUGAUCCAAAAAUCGUCUGAACCGUAGCUCUCGUUUGAAUGAUCAAAAUUAAGAUCUCAUCAAUAUGCUUAAUAAACAGCACUGCUGGAAAUCUCUGCCAAGUACAAGCUUUUAUUCGAAUGGCCAUACUAAAAGAUUGCAUCUACAGAAUCAAAUGUUAGAACUUGAAAUCAACAGUUUAUGCAGGAAAUCUCUGUUCAGUAGCUUUCGUUCGAAUUGUUGUUCUUAGAGGUUUUAUCCAGACUUAAAGUAAUUAAAACCACCUUGCAAAGCACAGUAAACCGGUGUAGAACGUGCUAUUAAGUAGCUUUCUUGAAUGUCAAUUAAUUCCCACACACUAUCAUACUGGGGUUUGUUUCUAAGGAUUACUUUAUACUUUUUCAGUGCAUACUUCAAGGAGACCUAAAAGUCGCUGAGCAACUGAAAACAGCUGUGAAAAAGGAAUUCCAAGGUUCCGGAAAAAAGGUUUGUAAAAUCUUUUUUUUUUUUUAUUUUUUUAUUUUUAUCAGAGACCGCGUAAACAACGAGACCUUUGACAUCCAAGUACUCUUUUUUAAAACAGCCUCUAGGUGCACCACGUUAAGCUAAGGCUUGCUUCUUCACACAGCUGAUUUGUAGCCUGUGCAUUUGAAGGGGAAGAGAAAUGUGGGAAUCAGGGCGCGUGAGGGAGGAGGAAAGAAAGGGUUUCCGUCCUUUCAUAUCCUCACGCGUCCAUCGUGUUCUCGUUCGCGUUCUCAGCCCGUUAUAGAAAUAGCCUUUAGUUGCACCAUGUAGUGUUAAGUUUUGUUUGUUCACCCCCCUGAUUUGUAGCCUGUGUCAAACAUUUGAAAGGGAGUAAAGGACCGCCGGAUCGCAAGUUAGGUUUUCCCGAAACCGGAAACGGCUUUGUACCAGAGUCGAACCUCUACAACGGCUUCCUUUAGAGAAAAGUGCCUUUUCUAGAGGAGUUGCCAUUGUGGGGAAUAAGGGGGCAUCUCGGAACACUCCGGAUACCCCCGGAACAUCCCCCGGAACCUGGCAGUAAGUAAAAUGAAAAACACAAAAGAAACCCUAACCCCACUGUGUAAGAUAUUAAAUGUUCAAGAGUGAAUGUACGAACUGUCUGCCGGAAUAAACAUGAUGGUCGUCUUGGAAAGACAUCGGUAUUUAUCAAAAAGCAUUUAUUUCUUUUUUUAUUUUUAAAGACUACGUUCAUGAGUUUCCAUAACUCAGUGAAACAUUGUGAAUAAACAUUCCAGUGUGCAGACGCUGUAAAUUUUAUAUACAUUGGUCUUUUACAGCCAUUUUUUGAAGCUUGCCUGGAAUCCAGCAACAGAUCAGAAUAGAGGCGGAGAAAUAUGUCUCCAGAGUUCUUCCCGGGUGAGUUUAUUGAAGUUUUUACUGUGCUUAAAGUGCUGACUAAACAAACUUGCCUUUUGUAGUGGCACUUGUGUUGCACCUAUGCCGAUCAUCCUUUCACCCCAGAACCAAGAAGCGCGCACUGAAUCCGCUGACCACAAAACGCUGUGCGUAUACAAAUUCGUAAGUGAUUGGGAACAAUAACUCGAGUUCUGCACUGCUAAUUGAUGCUACCCUGAGAAAAUAGCUGACAUUUUGUGACAUCAUCACUGGUUUCCUCGCGAACUGCUCUGAAGAAUGUUCGCAGAUAUUCCAUACUGAUAUGACAUGUAGCUUUCUAUCAGUAAAAACAAAAUUGACUGGUUUGUUGGCUAAGACUCGUGUUUUUAUUUCUUUGAUUUUGAUUUAAAUAUUUGAUUUCGGGCCCGAAACGUUACCGGGACUUUCGAGAAACGAGUUAAUCAUGUUCCACCUAUUUAUAAACGACAUUUUAAUUUUUGUCCCAGGAAAUACGAAGAUGCGGCGGAAACAGCUUUUGCUCAGAAAAGUGAGGAGGGCCUGGAUCUAGUCCUUGGAAAAUGUGCAACUUCAAAUCGUCCGUUGGUGAACCGCAUUCAAGAAAUGAAGGCUCAAUUGCAGCAAAGACGAUAA